AUACAUUUAAGUUCACACCAUUUCAGCAUUGGUAACCUAUGUUCAUGGCAUCAUGGUAGGGCUUGGUACUGGAGCACCUAUCGUGCAGGUGUAUCAUGAGAAAUCUAUUAUCUUACCUGAUGUCUCAAGGGUGCUUGCAUGCCUCUACGAGAAGGAUAUCAAGUUUGAAACUCACACAGCCUCUUAUAAGAGCCUACUCAGACUGCAGGCAUCGUCACAUGCUCCAGUUCCAUUCUAUGACGGGCCUACAUUUCUAGAAGAAUCCAGAGGAAUCUGCCGCUACAUAGCAGAAAAAUAUGAACACCAAGGAUAUCCAUUCCUCCUUGGGAAGGAUGCCUUGGAGAGGGCUUCGGUUGAGCAAUGGCUCCACAAUGAGGAGCAUGCUUUCAACCCUCCAAGCCGGGCCUUGUACUGCUAUUUGGCCUUUCCCCUGGAUGAAGAAGAUGGUGAUGAUAUUGACAUGCAUACAAGAAAGCUAGAAGAAGUUCUGGAAGUUUACGAGCAAAGGCUCAGUGACAGCAGAUUCCUUGCUGGAAACAAGUUCACCCUUGCUGACCUUGUUCACCUGCCAAACUCCCACUACAUCACAGCAUCUGACAAGUUUGUCUACCUGUAUGACUCGAGGAAAAAUGUGAGCAGGUGGUGGGAUGAGAUUUCUAAUCGGAAGUCUUGGCAGCAAGUACUGAGGCAUAUGAAGAGGGUGGAGGAGCAGAACAGGCAAGAGGAACUGAAGCAGCAGCAGCAGAAAGAGCAUCCUAGAACCUCUGGCCACCCGAUCCGGAUAGACUCUAUAAAGCUGAUCGGCACAGAACCUCGCACAAUAUUGGUUCCUCCUGCUGAUACUGUGUCAUCAUCUUCCAUAGCUCCUCCCCAUCCUACUGAUACGUUCCCCGGUGAAGCACUGGUUUCCUCUAGCCAAACCACUCCUACUGAUAAAACUUCAGCUGUCCUAAGCAAGGAAACUACAAUCUUUAAUGCCCCUGACGAAAAACCACCAACCUCAGUUCAAAACGCUCGUACCACUUCUAUAAAACAUCCUAUUCCUGUUCAAAGAAUUAAAGAUGAUGCCUUCCCUACCGCUGCCAAGAAACCUCCAGUAGCCGGUACUGCCAAGUCCAGCACUAAAGAUGCCUCAAUCCCUGAACCCACUGCAAAAGACCUCCAUACUAGACAUAAGCCAAGUUCAUCAAAGGAUGGUUCUAAUAACCUUGAUGUGUUUGAUUACUACCCAAGCUAUACUGAUGAAGAAACACCAUACAUUGAACCUACUCAAAGAAAUUCGGAUCUGUUGGAUGCAUUCUCUGGGUCCAACAUUGCCGCUGGUCAUACUAAAACCAGUUCAAUAUCAGCCAAAGAGCCUGACCAACCCAGUGUAUCUGAUUUCUACAAGAGUCACAGCAGAGCCACUGGUAUUGAUUCUCAGAACAAAGAAUCAAUUCCAUAUUCUGGUCGUACUGCACCAGACCUUGAACCUGCAGAUACUUCUGGUAGCAAGCUCCAUACAACUGGUGUUCAUCGUAGGCUGCAGCCUGAGCAGUGGCAUACUGCUACAGCCAAAUUAAAUGACCUACAGCAAGAUGCUGAUCAACUAAUGUCUACUCAACAAGGAAAACCAAGCAAAGAUGUGAAGCAGUACCCAUCGCAAGAUUCAGAACAAGCAAUCUCACAUCCUAUUCCUGAAGAGCCAAUGAGCAUGGAAUUGGUUCAAAGACGAGAAAAUACAACUCAAAGACCCUAUACUGACCAGAGAAGUCGAGGAAUUGUGGAGGAUAAAGCAUCUUGUGAUCAGAGAAAUGCAUUACUGCUCCCUUCUGCACAAGAGCAUGCUGCAACUCCAUCAUGGCAAGAAGCAGCUAAAGAUGCUCGAGGCAGAAUUCCAUGGCAAGCUGGAUAUCCAGGCGGUCAAGAUACCAACAAGCAACCUAGAGACCCUGCUUCUGUACCAAGGCAAAGAGCAGCUCAAGAUGCUAGAGGUACAUUUGGUGAAUCAAAGGCUGCGGACUCCACUAUACCCAGUGAAAAUUUUCCAGAUGCUUCUGGAUCUUCUCUCCCAAGGCAAGAUUUAGAUGCUGCUCACCACACUACAGCACCAUUUCAAAAGAGAUAUCCUGGAACUGAAGAUACCUCCAAGCAAGCUAAAGACAAAAUUUCUACUCCAUGGCCAAUGACUGACAAAGAUGCUGAAGAUACCACUGAAGAAACACAAAUUUCUGACUCUUCAUUAUCCCAAGUGCGACCUUCGUAUUUUCAGAAAGCUGAUGCUCCUCCAUGGAAGCAAGAAACAACUGAAGAUCGUCAUAGUGGAACUUCAUCAAUCCAAGAAAAACAUGCUAAUGUCAAAGACAGCACUGGAAUAUCUAGGGAUGUUGCUUUCAAGCCAAAUCAAACGAUUGGUCAAGAUGAUCAAGACACCUUCAAUGAAACAAAGUCUGGUGGCCCCUCAUUGCUUAGGGACCAACAAACAGACACUUGGCAAGCUGCAUCUACUUUAUCAGAGAAAGAAGUAAACCAAGAUGGUCGUAGUGUGGCUCCACCAUGGCAAACAGGAUAUCCAAGUUCAACUCCUCCAUCCAAAACAAGAUACCAAAUUGCUAAGGAUGUCAGCAAGCAACCAACAGGGACUGCUCCAACACCUAAGAAGAAAGCAGCCCAAGAUGAUAAAGGAACCUCUGAAGAAUCAAAUACUGCUGAUGAAAUAGCAUCAACCGAUCAGCCUUUAAGUGCCUGGAGAGCUCCUAUUUCUCCACGAAGACAAGAGGUGGAGAAUUCUUCUAGGAUGAAUACACCAUUCCAAAAGAGAUAUCCUGGUGAUCAAGACAGCAUGCAAGUUGCCCACAAUGCUUCUGCAUCAUGGCAAAUUGCACCUGAUGGUCGUAAAGAUAUCUUUGAAGAAACAAAACCUGCUGACUCUAGAACAAGUGCAAAACCUGUGUACACACAACAAGCUCCUCCUCCUCUUCCAAGACAAACAGAAGCUGAAGAUGGUCAGGGCAAAGGCAGACAAAGUAGAGUAACCAUUCCUGAACCACAGGAAAUGGUAGCAAGAAAUGCUCAAGUCACACAUGGAGAAAGGAAGACCACUACACCUGGAGAGCAUUUUUUAGAUCGUCUGCAAGCUAUUCCACAAUCAAGUCCGGCAGCAGCAAAAGAUGUCCAGAGUGCAACUGGUGAGACAAGAAAAUUUCCAGAUAUUCUUGACACUACCAAGAAAUCUAGAGACACCUUUGAAGAAACCAAAGAUCCUGACUCUACAUUACCCAGAGCACAAUCUUUGGGUGCUGGAGAUGCUCAACGCACCAUUGGAGAAUCUGGAACACCAACUUCUGAUCUAAGGAAGGAUGUUUUAAGACGACUCCAGCCAGAUGCUCAAGAUCCAUUUCAGCAAUCAAAAUUAUCAGCUAUUGAUCAGAAAGACUUGGGUCCAUUAUCAUCGAAGGAAAGAGAUGCAAAAGAUGCUCUGGCCACCACGAGUGAAGAAAAAUCAAUCUCAGCUGAGAGGCAUAGGGAGAUGAUCAAAAGCAAACCCCAGGGCUCCAUUAAGGUACAAAAAGCAUCAUCUCUUUACCAGAAACAGCCUCCAGUUGGACAAGACAACCAGGAACCAGCUCAAAUCACUGAAGCUGUUGAGAAAGCAAAUGGUUCCAUACCAAAGCAUCAACAAGCUUCUGAUAUUCUGUAUACUUUGGAUGAGAAAAUAGAUACUACAGCACCAGCCAAUGCAAAAUCUCGUUCCAACUUCGGUGCAGAAGAGCUGUACAGAAAAGAUACUACCACAGAUCAGAAAUUGGUGCCACCUCUGUUGAGCAAAGAUCUAACUUCCCAGGUGCAACCUUCCUCUGAAUCAUUACAAGAAGCAGCUUCCCGUGGCGAUCUGUCUACCGAUCCAUCCACCAUUGAACAAUGGCAGCGUGCAUCUGUGCCAUUAAAUGAUGCAACUUCUAGUUCUGGUUAUGAUGAGAUUGGCAUGGCUACCAUUGAUCAGAAGCUAACACCAAUGAGCCAAAAAGCUACUCCCAGUUCCGAGGGUGUCAACCAGAUGGCCAAAGAAUCCGGCGAGCAGAGAGUGGAACCCCAUGUACCAGUAGAAGCAGAAACAUCUGGUGUUCAAAGUGCUUCACCAUCAUUCCCAGGAGCUUCCACAGCACAUCAUGCCACUACUGAUGAUAAGUUUUCUAAGCAGUCAAUUAUUGAUGAAAGAGUUGGAGAACCAACAAAAAUGCAAGCAUCUAUUCCAGCACAUAUAGCAGCUCCUGAUGGUCAUUCAGAGCUUGUCAGCAUACCUGAUGGGCAAAUAUCAGAGGCUGCAAAAACUAGACAUGAUCAAGCCACACUCGAAGAUGUUCAUGAUGCCAAUUUGCCAAUUCUUGAUGUUGCUAAAGAUAUCUUCAAAGAAACAAAGCUUGCUGACUCUACACCAUCUAGUGCAAAACCUAUGUACACUCAACAACCAGGGCAUGCAGAAGUAGAAGACACCAGGGACAGAGGGACAAAAAGUAGAGAAACUGCUCCUGACCAACAAAAGAUGGUGGAAAGAAGUGCAGGUACAGCUGGAGAGCAAUUUUCAGAUCGUCUGAAAGCAAUUCCUCCAUCAAAAUAUAGAGAAGGUACUAUAGAUGACCAGAAAGUGGCACCACCUCCUUUAAGCAGAGAACUAACUUCCCAAGUCCAACCUCCCUCCGAACCAUCACAUGAGGCAGCUCUCCAUGGAGAUUUUCCUAGCAAACAAUCCACCAUUGAUCAAUGGCGACAUGCAUCUGCUCCAUUGCAUGAUGUGACUUCUGGUUUUGGUGAUGAUGAGGUAGCCAUGUCCGUCGUUGAUCAGAAGCCAACACCAAUGGGACAGCAAGAAUCUGAUGAGCAAAGAGUGGGACCACCUGUACCAGUAGAAGCAGAAACAUCUGGUGCUCAACGUGCUUCACCAUCAUUUCUAGGAGCACCUGUGGAUGAUCAUGCCACUAUUGGUGAUAAGUUUGCCAAGCAGUCAAUUUUUGAUGAAAGAGCUGGUAAACCAAUACAUAUGCAAAUAUCAAGUCCAGAUGCUCAUCCUGCUUCGGAACUUACUAAGAGAGCAGCUCCUGAAGGUCAUGAAACUGGUGAUUCUGAUGGCCAAAUAUCAGAAGCAACAAAAGCUAGAGAUCCAGCCACAGUCCAUGAAGAUGUUAAUGAUGUCAAUUUGUCAACUCAUGACGUGGGUAAAGAUACCUUCAAGGAAACUAAGGUUUCUGACUCUACACCAUCCAAUGCCAAACCUAUGUACACUCAGCAACCUGCUACUACUCCAUCAAGACAAACACAAGUUAAUGAAGCUAGGGACAAAAGCAUGCAAAGUAGAGAAACUAUUCCUGAACAACAAAAAAUGGUGGAAAUAAAGACAGGCAUAUCUGGAGAGCAGUCAUCAGAUUAUAAGAAAGCAAUUCAUCCAUCAAGACAGGUAGCAGCAGCUGAGGAUGCUCCAAAUGGUGAUAGAAUACAGUUUCCAUACAUUCCUGACAGUUCCAAGAAGUCUAGAGUCACCUUUGAAGAAGCUAUUGAUCCUGGCUCUACAUUACCCAAAGCACAACCUUUGGAUUCCCAAGAUUCUCAGCUCAUGAAAGGAGAAUCUACAAUGCCAACUGCUGACCAAAGGAAGGGCUGGGAGGAUGAAAAAGAUGAUGAAACAAUCAUGACUGAAGAAAAGUCAUUCUCAACAGAGCGCCUUAGGGAGAUGUUCCAGGAAAGUGAAUCCACAACACCCAAGACACAGCAAGCUGGUGAGAAAAUAGAUAAUUCUACACCAGAGCAUCAAGAAUCUUCUGGUGCUUCAUACACUUCUGAUGAGAAAUUAAGUGCUUCUGCACCAGCCAGAGCAGAUAUUCGUGAUGAUCACAGUGCAGACAAGCCUUAUAAAAAAUACACUGCCGAUGAUCAGAAAGUGGCUCCAUCUCUAUCAAGCAAAGGACCAGCAUCCCAAGUGCAACCUCUCGCUGCACCAUUUCAAAGAGCAGUCCCUGAUGGAGAUUCUCCUAGCAAACAAUUCACCAUUGAUCAAUGGCAACGUGCGUCUGCUCCAUUACAUGGUGAAAGUGCUGAUUCUGCUCCAAAACAGAUGCACGAACCAAUUACUGCUGCUCAUCCUGCUUCAGCAUCUACCAUCAGAACAAGUCCUGAUGGUCAUGAAGCAGGUAGUUCAAAGCUUGUCAGGACACCUGAGGACCGAAAAUUAGAGGCUGCAAAAGCUACACAAGAUCCAGACGCAAUCCAUGAAAAUGUUCAUGAUGCGGCUAUUGAUGAAAAUACAGCAACAUAUCAUGCUAGUGGUGAUGAGCUCAUCACAGGAUAUGUACAUGAUCGACAGGCACAUCCACCUGCAUCAACUCAAGCACAGCCAACUGUUGAAACUCCUCGUGACUAUGAUUCAUCCCAAUAUGAACAGAAAUCCACUCCAUCAGAUAAAGGAUCAUCUCAUGUUGCACAACCUCUUUCCUCUGUUGAACCAAUAAAGGAAGACAGUAAUGUUUCUGCAACUGAUUACGCUAAUGCGCCGCAAAUGAUUUUUCGGCAACAAGCCAGACCAUCUGCACCAAGUACAGUAGGAAUUCCAGCCUCAGAUACCCAGGGUGUUAUAGGGGAAAUCCAGGAGUUUACUCCUGAUAACCGCCGCACUGAUGAUUCAGAACAGGUUGCAGAUGUAUCACAAGCAAUCCCUGGUCAAGAAGAAAUGACAUCUCCGCCAAGCGCAACAGUUUUCCCAACCUCAGAUGCACAGCUUGCCUCAGCAGAAAUUCAGGAAGUCAUUCCUGAUGAUAAACAGGCUGUUGAGUCUGCUUUUGGACCAGGUGAAGUAGGUCCUCCUGAAAAGAAAUUUGCUCCAUCAGAUCAAGAAUUACCUCAUUCUGCAGAACAGCCUACCUCCGGUAAAUCAAGGAAAGAACAAACUGUUGUUCCCACUGCUGAACAAAUCAAGCAACAACCAACUGUCAUUGGUCAAAAAGACACACCAGAUACAAGAGAGGCUCUGACAUCAGAAGAUGUGCUUGAUACUGCGCCUACCCAUGGCGACGUUCACCCUACUGGUAGCAUUGAACCAGACAGAAGACCUUUAUCAAUUCAAGGGGAAGAAACUCAAGAACCACGACCUCGUGUGGCUAAAGACUCCCUAGACACUGAAGAUAUAUCUACUGAUGCGUUAGGAAAUGUUCAAUUCUUGAAACCAUCAACAACUCCAGGUGCUCUUCAUAUCACAACUGGUAUUACACCUGUUGAUGUAGCUUUGGCUGAACAGACAUCUUCCACAUCAGGUCAAGAUUCUGCGGAUCCUGCAGAACCAGCCUUCCCUCUUGGUCCAAGGAACAAAGAAAUUAGAGAUUCAACUCCUUCAGGACUACUUAUUUCCUCUACCGACCCAAGUAAAAGAGAUGCUAUUGUUGCUGUACCUGAUCAAGCCAAGGACUUGCAAACAACUCCCAGUGGACAGGACAUAUUGUCCACCCAGCGUCCUUCAGGGAAGGUUCAGGAAACUGUACCUGGUGAUGACUCAAGCAACGAUGAGCCAUUGAGACCAUCCUCUGCUGUUCGAGAAGGCGAACCCUCCAAAGUGGUCCCAGCAUCAGUUCCAGGCAAGCAACUUGGUAGUGUACCGAAUGAAGUAGCCUAUGAUGAACAAAAGUUUUCUCUGUCAGGUGAUGAAGUUCCUUCAAGUCAAGCUUCUGCUUAUCCGGCACAGCCUCCUUCCUCUUCUGAGGCAAGGAGCAAAGAGAUUGGAGAUUUAGCUCCUUCCGCACAACUAAAUGUCACUAACGAGCCAAAAAAUGGAGAUGAUAUUGUUGCUGCACCUGAUCAAGCCAAGGACUCCGAAACAACUCCUGGACAACAAGUCAAAUUAUCUGCACCAUCCUCUUAUACCCAGCAUCCUUCAGGGACACUUGAGGAAGAUGAACCUGCUGAUAAUCCAGGUGAGGCAAAGUCUUCCAAACCACGCUCUGUUGCUCAAGAAGGCAAGACAUCUACAGCAGUCCCAGCAUCAGUUCCAGACACACAAUAUGGUGCUGCACCAAAUCAAGUAGCAGUUGAUGAGCAAAAGUUUGCUCUGUCAGGCCAAGAUUCUGCCCAUACAACAUUACCAGCUCCAGCUCCAGGUACACAAUAUGGUACAGAACUACAUAAAGCAGAUGAUGAACAAAAGUUUGCUUCAUCAGGUCAAGAUUCUGUUCAUCCUGUACAGCCAGCUUUCUCUACUGAUGAACAAGCAAAAGAAGACACUGUUACUGCAACAGAUCAAACCAGCACACUGGAAAAAAUAAUUGGUCAAAAAGAUACGACUCCUACUCCAGACAAAGCAAAAGCUCCCUUCUCGGGUACUCCUGAUGCUUCAAGGGAAACUCAGAAAAGUGCUGAUGAUGAUCGCAUUGAUGACAAACAUCCAGGCCAGGGGCGAAUUUCUCGUUAUAGAAAUGUUUCUGAGCCACCCGAAGGACCUACCCCUGAAGUGCACAGUGAUGCUGUCAUUAAGGAGACGACACUUGGAUCUAGUCAAGCAGAAACUUCAAAGACUAGACCUGAUUCAGCACCAAGCAGCGGUGAUGUGCCAGCAACAAAUUCUUUGCCAGAAACACAGGAUCGGCAGGGCUCUGCAUAUGCCCGGAAUGUACCCGCUGAUUCCUUACAAAAUAUCAAGUCACCAGGACACCUCUCAUCUGAUCAGGCAUUGGCACCUAUAAUGAGCCCAUCUGUACCUUCAGUUGCUCCCCUGGGUACUGUACCAAGUACAAAUUCAGUCCAGCUACAAUGGAAAGCUUCUAUGGCAUCUACAGUGGACCUAGAAUCUGUUCCAGACACCCAGCAUGGUAUCCCACGAGGGGAAGCCACCCCAGCUGAACAGAAAUUUGCUGUAUCUGAUCAAGAGCUGCCACAUACUUCAGAACUGCCUUCUGCUGCUAAAACAAGGAAAGAAAAGGCAAAUGCUGCUAUGGGUGAUCAGCCAAAUGUACCACAAGGUCCAGAAACUGUUCGACAUCAAGUCAAGGCACCAUCAUCAGAUGCAAGAGAAACUUUACCGAAAGAUCAGCAACCCUCUGGUGCUGCGCUUCCUGAACAAAUUACUCAUCCUGUACUUCCUUCUGACUUACGUGACCGACCUACUCCUGAAGUGGGCCGUACUGUUGUUGAUAAGGAGACAACUCUUCUGUCAAGCCAAGCACAAACUUCAACCUCUGAGCCUGACUCAACACUGUUCAGUGGUGAUGUAUCGCCCACAGGUUCUCUACAGAAUCAAGAUGCGCAACCUCCUGUAGCAAUUCAAGCACCAGCUACUCAGUCUCUACAAGGUUCUGCACCUACUCAUGAUGAUUCAUUAGGAAAAUUCGAGUCACCAAGACAAGCCUCGACUGAUCAAGUCAUGGCACCUGUGAGUGACUCAGCGGCACCUGUGGAUGCUUCACAAGUUACUGAAACAGGUCAAGAUUCUGCUGAGUCUAUACAACCCCCUUUCUCUUCUGAGCCAACAGAAGACAACACUGUUGUUACUGCAGCUGAUCAAACCAAGGAUGUGGAGACAGAAAUUCACCAACAAGCCAUAGCACCUGCUCCUGACUCAGCUAAAACUCCAUUCCCAGGAACUCAGGAUGCAUCAAGGAAAAUUCAAGAAAGUACUCCUGAUAAUGGUCACAUCAAUGAACCUUUUCCAAGCCAAGAGCAAAUGCUUCUUGGGGGGAGCAGUUCUCAACCGCGUGAAGGACAGAUUACUGAUCCAUAUGGAACCAAUGUUAAUGGAAGGACUGGCACAUCUUUAUCUAGCCAAGCAAAUAGUGCAGACCCUGGGUCUGAUUUGGCACCUACCCACACUGAUGUUCACGCUUCAGUUGAUGAAGGACCAACUGGAAUUUAUUUUGCUGCGCCUGGAGCACAGAAGCAGCUACCUGCGGAAACACAAGAUGUAUCCCUUGAUUCCUCCAGUAAAACUAAAUCAACUGGUCAAGAAUCCAUGGCACCGACAAGGGACCUUGCAUCUUCUCCGGACACUCAGCUUGAUUCCUCACGAACACAACACGAAGCUGCCCCAGCUGGACAAAAAUUUGCUGUAUCAGAUCAAGGAUUUUCCAAUGCUUCAAAAUCACCUUCCUUUGCUGAACCAAGGAAAGAAGAGACAAAUGCUGGCGCUGCUGAUCAAGUAAGUGUACCACAGACAACUGCUGCCCAUAAGAUCCCAAGUGCAACAUCAGAUGCUCCACAAGGUGUUGAACCAGGUCAGGUAUCUGCUCAUGCUUCAGAACCACCUUUCUCUGCUGAAGCAAGUAACGAGACCUCUCAUGCUGCUCGUGCUCCUGAAUCACACGAAGGGACUACCCCUCAAGUGCGUAGUCCUGUGGUUGAUGCAAAGACAACACUUCCAUCUAGGCAAGUGCAAACUGCAAAUGCUGGACCUGAUUCAACACCAAUCAGUGGUGAUGUGCCAGACAGAAGUUCUCUACACAAUCAAGAGGCACAACUUUCUGCAGCAACUCAAGUGCCAACUAUUCAGGCUCAAGGUUCUGCGUCCACCAAGAAUGAACCUGCUGAUUCCUUAUUAGGAGAUAUCAAGUCACGGAGACAACUGCCAACUGAUGAAGUUAUGGCGCCUAUAACAAGCUUCGCAGCACCUUCAGAUUCUUCACAAGGCACUGAACCAGGUACAAAUUCAGCUCAGCCUUCAGAAGAAGCUUCAUUUGAUUUUUCGAGUGAUGAGAAACCCACUACGACUCAAGGUGAUCAAGCUAAAACCCUACCAAAUGUUGAUCUACCAACCAGUCAAGUAGCUGGGCAAUCUGAAAGUGAAGACUUCAGAAGAGUGGACUCCCAAGAGAACUUGAAAGGGGCAUCACCCAAUGAACCCAAGACGCAACAGCAACUUCAGCAGUUCAACACUCAAUCAUUUAAAGAGAACAACGAAGAAGCUGACGAACCAGGGAACCCACAACCGAGUGAGCAAGCUAUUAUUGACUCACCAGAGGGCAAUGAGAACCAAGCUGAACAAACUAAACCACGUGACACUGAAACUGGUGGGCCAGAAGACAUGGAGGCCUCAGAAAAUAGCAAUCAGAAGAACAGCAGAAUAUCUCAAGUGGAAACUUCAGAUCAUUCAGGAAAAGAAGCCUCAGGAGUUCAGCGGCUGGCUGAGAACACAAAAGAUGCUCCCAACUCAACCGAGGAUGUACCAGGUGAUGUCGAAGCAUUUAGUAAAUCCAAGGAAAGCUCAAGGUCUUCUGAAGAACCCAAGGUGCAGCUACAGUCUGUUGACGAGAAUGGUAGCUCAGAAACCGGGCAACCUACAGAAGGAGACCUUCCAGCAAAUAGCUACCAGAACGGCGGUAGACAAUCUCAGGCAGAGGCUUUAGAUAAAUCUGACGAACAAUCUUAUCCUGGUAUUCAGAACAAGGACAGGGACUCGGGCAGAUCGAACGACUCAGCCGAUCCAACCAAGACUGGCGACAUGGAAGAUUAAGUCCCAGGAAAACCGCUGUGCAAUGGCUCGUCGACCAACACAUUAUGUUGGAAUCCAUUACUGAAUAAAGGCCAAGCGAGACUGAAAGAGCAAGCAUUUUACGAAUUCAUCUGUUUUAAAAUUUAUCUUAUUUUCUUUCCUUAUCCGUUAUUGUCAUCUAAUAAGGUCAACUCAGGUGCCAUCCUUGGGUUGAUGUUAUUUUACAUGUAUAUAUUCUUUUGCUGUGCCUGUCCAAGCACAUUUUAACCUUGAUUUUCCGAACAGUGACUGCUGUGAGAAUGCAACGAUUUAUUCUUUUCUUUCAACA
Molecule: messenger RNA, 11762 nt
Organism: Panicum virgatum (switchgrass)
Lineage: Eukaryota; Viridiplantae; Streptophyta; Magnoliopsida; Poales; Poaceae
Product: mucin-17-like
Exons: 15
Coding region: 53-11455 (3800 amino acids)
Cellular component (GO): cytoplasm
Molecular function (GO): glutathione transferase activity; glutathione binding
Source: RefSeq, a predicted model, not a curated record